Messenger RNA from Sungouiella intermedia, 669 nucleotides. Lineage: Eukaryota; Fungi; Ascomycota; Pichiomycetes; Serinales; Metschnikowiaceae. The record is from the annotation of a GenBank genome assembly.
AUGACGCAGCUUUCCGGUAACGGUUUGGUUUCCUACUACUUAGUAAAGGUCUUGAUUUCUAUUGGAAUUACUGAGGAGAAAAAGCAGUUGCAGAUUAACGGAUGUUUAAUGAUCUAUAACUUUGUUAUUUGUCUCACAUGUGCCUCCGUUGUUCGUUACUUUAAGAGAAGAACCAUGUUCAUUGCCUGUGUGGCUGGUAUGUUGAUGUCCUAUGUGAUUUGGACAAUUUUGUCUGCAAUCAACCAACAGAGAAAUUUUGAAGACAAGUCUUUGGCUAAUGGUGUGCUUACUAUGAUCUUCUUCUACUACUUGUUCUAUGAUAUUGGUUUGAACGGUUUACCAUACUUGUACAUUACCGAGAUCUUGCCUUAUUCCCAUAGAGCAAAGGGUCUUAACUUCAUGCUGUUUGUUGUUAUGACUGUGUUGAUCUUUAAUGGCUACGUCAACCCAAUUGCCAUGGAUGCAAUUGAAUGGAAGUACUAUAUUGUGUUCUGUUGUGUUCUCGCCGUCGAGCUUGUUAUUGUUUUUUUCACUUUCCCAGAGACGUCAGGUUACACUUUGGAGGAAGUGGCGCAAGUAUUUGGUGACGAGGCACCUGAACUCUCUCACAGACACCUUGGUACUGUCGACUUGAACAAAGCUUCUAUGGAGCAUGUUGAAGAAGUAUAA